UGAUGUGGAGAGUGGAUCACGCUUCAUUAGUACUUGUUCAAAAGUGUGAAAAUAUUGUAUAAUUUAAUCAAUCGAUUUAAAAAUAAGCAAUCGAGGUGAUGCACAUCACUUUCAUGGAAUGUCAUCUGUCAAUUCUGUCAUGUAUCUGUCACUUUUUUGUUAAUUUGUUGUUGAGAGGAGGGAUGGGUGCACAAGUUCAAUGCAAUUAAUUUUAUGAAGAUUUAUCAACAUCUACCAACUAUUGUUCACAGUUCACAGACGCAAUGUAAAAACUUUGUAUAUUCUCACGGAAAAAGAUGAAAGUUGUGAAAGGUUGUUUGUAGUGCUGUGACGAUCUGACCCGAGCGACUGGUCGUGCCAUGCUCCGCGCGUUCCUCUGGUACGUGUUAAUACACAAAGUCGUCUAUUACGUUACCAUAACGUAACUCGUCCGGAGUGACAAUAAACGCAUCUGUUUGGGUUGUUCAGUUGGAAAGUUUUAUCGAUACUUUCUCGCGUCGCGCUCGAGCGAUGUCGGGGUUCCAAGCAAGUGAUACAAUGCCGAAACUCGGGCAUGUGACGGACCUGCGCGAGCAGUGGCUGGUGCGGGCGGACGGCGCGCUGGCGCACCGGUUGCAGGACCGCGAGAUCUCGUCGCACCUCUGCGAGAACAGAUACCGUAACCAACAGAUCCGGGAAGACUUCCCGGUCGCGCUGCACGAGCAGAGAGGCAUCGAUCAUGAACGGCGCAUGCGAGAUCUCGCGCUCCGCCGUCAAGCAGAAAUCGACGCGGAGAUAGCCAGGGAAAUGGCUGAAAUUAACCUCCGCCGACAAAGGCGACAACACUCCAAUGACCUGGUGCAGCCGUGCUCGUCCCGCGCGGCGCCGCCCGCUCCGCCCCCGCCUGAUCCAGUGAAUUUGCCCACAGAUAUUGACCCUGAACAGCUGGGAUUAUCCCCUGCUGAGCUAGAGGAGAUGAGAAGAAGAUUAGAACAAGAAGAAAGAGAUGCUAGACUUGCUAGAGAACUCAGUCAUGAAGUUCAAGGUCAAGAUGCUCUGUUGGCUGAUAUGAAAUGUGCUGUUGAAGCUCAGGAUGGAGAAUUAGCUAGAUUGCUUCAAGAAAGAGAAUAUAAGAAACUCCAAAGAGCUAAAGAAAAGGCUAGACAAAAAGCAUUAUUAAAAAAACAACAAAGAAUGGCACAACAACAGAAUGAACUACCACAAACUCCACAGGCGACGCUGUGUGAUGCAUACAGCAACCCACGAGAGAAUAGACUCCGACUGUGCAAAUCCGUUGAUUCAGAUUUGAAUUAUGUCGAGCCUUUUGAAAAGGAACAUAUCCAGUCCAAAGCCAGUGCCUUACAGUCUAAAGAGAUAUCUAAACAGUACUAUUCACAAGAACCAGAACCAAGUACAUCAAGGACAAAUAUAAACAACAUAUCUCAUGGUCACUCCCGGUCCUUUGAUUCAGAUAAGCCCAGUUUACCCAGCGCAAACAGUAUGUCAUCAAUCCAGCAUCGUCAACCACCCCUGCCACCAACCACAGGCAAGAAGCCUCGUUUCCCUGACCCCAUAAGCAUCAGGCCUGCAUCUCACUAUCCCACUGACAAUGUUUUACCUCACAAUGACAACCCCAGCAUUCCCCAUAGCUAUAGUGACAACAACAAUUUGUAUAGUUCAACAUUCCCUCCGGACCAUGGCAGCCCACAGAGGGGACUAGACAGACCAGACUCAUCAAAGAGAUUGUCUGUGAUUUCUGACAUCACAGCAGAAGGUUUAGCCAAGAAGAAAAACAAACAAGAGCAGAAAAAAAGGAAAGGGUGUAAGAUACAGUAAUUCUGAAUCUAAGUCUACUCUCUAUUUUAUUUACUCAAUUUUAUUGUUGUUUCUGUGUAUUGUGCUGUCCUCAAUUCUACAUUUAUGUUCUUGUGGCAGUGAUAUUCAAACUGGUUAAGUUAUAAACAAGGACAAAACAUCAUAAUCUGUUGUUUGUUACAAAGUUAUCUACUGUUUGGUGCCUAAUUAUAGUUUUGGAAUGAAACAUGUAACAACUUUAAAUGGCUAAACAUAUUAUGUGAUUAUUAACUUAAAUAGUUUGUUUAUCAGCUUGAGUACGACUGUUGUGUAGCCAGUAGUUUAAUGUUUUUCAAUAAUUUCUUUUUUGAAGGUUUUUACUAACAUUCUAGUAAGUUAGUUCUUUCUAAGGUUUUUGUAACUUAUUUAUUCUUUAUUUACUCUAAGUGCAGAUGUACCUGCAGGAACCAAUGAGCCAUUUUAAUUAUUCUAAGGACCAGGUGCCUUCUUAGUGUUAAGUAAUUUACAUUCCCAAUUUGUGAUUCAUUUUGUAUUGUUUUCACACAAUUUAUAUGUAUAUGAAUACUUUUAUAAUACAUACUUUAUAACACAAAUAGUUUUAUAUCUAAAAUAAUACUGACAAUAAUGUUAGCAAAUGAUAGCAAAUUCUUAAGUUAAUUACAUUUUUACUCUUUCCAAACACAUUUUGGUUCAAAGUUAGAUAUUUCAGGAAUAGUAUAUGAAAGCUAAUUAAAAUGUCAUCAUAAGCUGUAUGGCAAAAUUUUGAUAUUUGUUAUAAGUAUCUCUAGUAUUGUUACAUCUUUGUGGGAAAAUAGCAAAGAGUACUUUCCCAAAAUGGGUCAUCAAGAGAAAAAAAAAAUGGACCAAAAUAUAAACAAUGGCAAACAAGUGGCAUUCUAAUCCGUACUUAAUCUCUUAAACUGUAAGACUGAUUUUUUAAAGUUUACCUGAUCACAAUUAUUGGUUGAGGAUAUUUUUUAUUUAUACCAGUGCCUAGAAGGUGCUCAUUUAUUUUGUUUUUUUUUUUUUAUGUGGUCAUAAUGACACAUAAAUUUGACCUUAUGAUUCUAUAGGUACUUCACUAAAUAAGUGUAGAACUUGCUACAUUCAUUAUUUUCUAUAUUUGAUAUUAAUCUUCUAUCUGAUAAUAAUUAAGAUUUGAUUAUUCAUGAUUAUUGUACAGGGCAAUUAUUAAUAAAAGCUAAUAAAGUUUUGAAUGCAGAUGUUAGAUAAGCGGCUAGGUUUAGCAGCUAUGAAGGAUUAAAUUCCGGUUACAAUAAUUAAUUAGUAUAAGUAAUGUAAGCUUUAAAACGCAAUCUACGGCCUUUGACGUGCCUUAAUGGAACCGAACCAAACUCGAAUAAUUUAUGACUCUUAUAAGAUUUUAAUUAUAGUUUUUCGAAUUACCUAUUUAGUAUAUUACGGACACUGGAAAGGUCGCUAGGAAAUAUUACUCAAUUCGAGUAAUAUUCACUCAUGAAUGUAAAUUGUAGAUAGGUAUAUUUACCUAGAUUCUUUUCAGAUUAAAAAAAAAAGCUGUACGCGCUCUUUUCGAUUGUUAAUUAAAUUAAUACAUACGUGAUGUAACCAAGAAUCCAUUAUUUAGAUUCCAGUCAAAGCGCUUUGUUUCCUACGUCGUCCAUUACUUACAUUAAUAUGCAAACUUGUGUCCAUAAUAAGAAUAUGGCAAUAAAUUAUUGUAUAAUCAGUCCACUUUGUACUUGUAUUUAUGAUUCUUGUCUGAAUUAAAGUUAUCUUGAUUUUGUAUCGAUAUA
Pectinophora gossypiella (pink bollworm) is the source of this 3569-nucleotide messenger RNA. RefSeq names its product coiled-coil domain-containing protein 50. Lineage: Eukaryota; Metazoa; Arthropoda; Insecta; Lepidoptera; Gelechiidae. The transcript has a single exon. The coding region runs from base 511 to 1815 and encodes 434 amino acids. The record is from RefSeq and is a predicted model, not a curated record.